AUGACCAGUAAUCAACUCGUAUUCAAUGUGUUAUAUUUUUCAACAUAUGCAGGCCAACUUUUACAUAAUAAUAGCUUAGCUAACUUGCAAUUAAAUAAUCCAGAUACUACUUAUAGCGAUAUUUAUAGUGCUAAUGAUUUUUUUGGUACUACUGGAACUAAAAUUUUCAAUAGUUAUACUUAUCUAAAUAGCAUAUAUUCAUCUUUAGGCAUAAAAGAAAUACAUAGUAAUAGGCUAGAAGAGCUGAAAAAUAUAUUAGAGAAAUAUUAUAAAAAUGAUGAAUCAGAGAAGGCUCUAGAAAAUAAAUCAAGAGAAGCUCAAAAAAAUAAAUCAGAAGAAGCUUGGGAAAAUAAAUUAGAGAAAGCUUGA
Messenger RNA from Dentiscutata erythropus, 369 nucleotides. The record is from the annotation of a GenBank genome assembly. NCBI's taxonomy places the organism in Eukaryota, Fungi, Glomeromycota, Glomeromycetes, Diversisporales, Gigasporaceae.